This is a messenger RNA of Suillus fuscotomentosus, 579 nucleotides long. RefSeq lists its product as uncharacterized. NCBI's taxonomy places the organism in Eukaryota, Fungi, Basidiomycota, Agaricomycetes, Boletales, Suillaceae. The record is from RefSeq and is a predicted model, not a curated record. The coding region runs from base 1 to 579 and encodes 192 amino acids. The transcript is spliced from 2 exons.
AUGGCUGGAACAGUCCUUUCAGAUAGUUAUGAGCCUCGACUAGUGCGUCCAGCCCGCAAAAUCAAGCCCUCCACUGCGCUGCUCGAGCACUCUGAAAAAGUGGCUCUCCCAUCUCAAAUUAAAGCCAUCAAUGCAUUUCGUGCAGCAGAGGCCGCAAAACAUGCUUCCAACAAUACCCAACUGCCCUCCAGUCCACCUACUCCUGAAGUCACUGUCUCUGCACCCAUACUUGCCAACAAACGAGCACAAACUGAAGAUAUCAAAGAGGGCUAUGAAUCUAGUGGCGAGGAACGUGAAAAUGAUGAGGAUGACGAGGAAUGCGAAAAUGCGCGGACAAACCCUUCCAAACGAGCACGCCAUCAGCAAACUACUGUUGAAGACCAUGAAGAUGUUGAUGAAGAUGGGAUUCUCAUGGAUAUUGAUGUCCAGCCUAUCACUGACGAGUCUGGUCCCACAUGUGAGGAUCGGACUCGUGAUAUUGAUGAAUUCUUCGGCAAACCUUUCGAGCGCACAAACACCAAUGGCAUCGUGAAAAAACACUGCAAGUGCAAAGUCUGUCCAUACAUUGUCUCAUCAUAA